Molecule: messenger RNA, 2391 nt
Organism: Meriones unguiculatus (Mongolian gerbil)
Lineage: Eukaryota; Metazoa; Chordata; Mammalia; Rodentia; Muridae
Gene: Prr5l
Product: proline rich 5 like
Exons: 10
Coding region: 425-1543 (372 amino acids)
Biological process (GO): TORC2 signaling
Cellular component (GO): TORC2 complex
Source: RefSeq, a predicted model, not a curated record
CAAACAAUGAUUUCCUGCUGGCAGGGGGCAGCUUUUCUUGUUCUGUUUACUUCUCCAUCAGUCUUCGGGGUCGGUGAGUGGUGAGUGAGGCCCCGAGCGAUCUGGACUGGCCAGAUGUCACCACCUGAAGAGGCUGGAAGGACAGGACACUGUACCUCUCCUGUGCAUGGUACAGGAACCACCCUGCAAGAAAGAACGAAAUAGAUUUCUGGGGAGGAAAUUACUGGAUCAAAGGGCAAGAACAGUUUAAUGGACUUCGGGAGACCUGAAAUAGAUCACGGUGUGCUUCGCCUUUAUAAAUAACAAAAGUGUUGGCCGACAGCGGGAUUUUAAGAUAGCCCAGUAGCAGCGUUGGGAGAAGCCUUUUCUGCGGUGGCCAGAAACUUCUGGUCCUCAAGACGCAGCUGAAUCCUCACCUGGACUUAUGACCCGCGGUCUUCCUCCCCUCCUGCCCAUUGAGUUCCACAAAAUGGGCUCCUUCCGCCGGCCUAGACCACGAUUUAUGAGCUCCCCCGUGCUCAGUGAGCUGCCUCGCUUCCAGGCUGCCCGGCAGGCUCUGCAGCUAAGUUCCAACUCUGCCUGGAACAGCGUGCAGACGGCUGUGAUCAACGUUUUCAAAGGGGGCGGCUUGCAGAGCAAUGAGCUGUAUGCACUGAAUGAAAACAUCAGGAGGCUGCUGAAGAGUGAACUUGGAUCAUUCAUUACAGACUAUUUCCAGAACCAGCUUCUUGCAAAAGGACUGUCCUUUGUGGAGGAGAAGAUCAAGCUGUGUGAAGGUGACAGUCGCAUUGAGGUUCUGGCUGAAGUCUGGGACCACUUCUUCACCGAGACUCUCCCCACCCUGCAGGCAAUAUUUUAUCCGGUUCAGGGACAGGAGCUGACCAUCCGACAGAUCUCCCUGCUGGGCUUCCGGGACCUGGUCCUGUUGAAGGUGAAGCUGGGUGACCUGCUGCUGUUGGCACAGUCCAAGCUGCCCUCGUCUGUUAUACAAAUGCUGCUCAUUCUGCAGAGUGUCCAUGAGCCCACAGGCCCAAGUGAGGGCUAUUUGCAGUUGGAGGAGCUGGUGAAGCAAGUGGUGUCUCCCUUCCUUGGCCUCAGCAGGGACCGCAGCUGCUCAGGCCCCACGUACUCACUGGCCAGGAGGCAUUCCAGGGUCCGGCCCAAGGUGACUGUCCUGAACUAUGCCUCUCUCAUGACCACGGUUGGCCGGCCACUGAACGAGAUGGUCUUGACCCCCCUCACAGAACAGGAAGGGGAGGCUUACCUGGAGAAGUGUGGCAGUGUUCGUCGGCACACGGUGGCUAAUGCCCACUCGGAUAUCCAGCUGUUGGCUAUGGCCACCAUGAUGCACUCAGGGUUGGGGGAGGAGGCUGGCAACGAGGACAAGCACCUGCUCCUGCCACCCAGCUUCCCGCCACCGCAUCGGCAGUGCUCCAGUGAGCCCAGCAUACCCGAUAGCCCUGAUGAACUGGAACUAGAAGACGAAGACGUGGCAAGCGGCAGCCAGGACGACUCAGAGCUGAACUGUGCGUCCCUCAGCUGAGCCUCCACCUCCAGGGACAGCAUCCCUGCUUUGUAGCCAGGAUGAACCCCUUCUCCUUCCAAGGAUCACCAAGGGGCUCUUGCUUUGGGCAACACUGCCUUUUCUUCAGGGCAUAAGCCAAGUCCUCAUGCCUCGAGAAACACCUGUACGGCUCCCCACUCUGGUGUCUGUGACCAGCUCCUCGUGCCACUGUUCUCUUGACUUCCAGCCUUGCCUGAGUCACCUGGAUCCUCAUCUCUGGGCCUUCCCCAUCCUAUUGGACAGGUCGAUGCUCCUAGUAUAUAAUGCUCUGGCAUUAUUAAAGCAGAAGGUUGGGCUAUACAUAUGGGCAUCUGGAAUGGGCCAGACUUUGCAAUUCCCCCAGUGAUCCUGUGAAGCAGAAGCCAAUGGGUAGAAAGAACAGUAGAGGUUCUCUCUAGCAUGGAAGUCAACUGCUGCCUGUGCCACACGGCCCUGGGAAUGUCCUCUCAUCACAUUAAUUGCAGAGUUCCUGGGAAAGUAUUGUCGUACUUGUGGGCAAGGGUCCAUCCUUACCUAUGUCCAGGCGUGUGCUGUCUACAUGAAGAGCUUUUGCCUAGGAGAACCUACCAGGCUGGUGUAGCCCUGUCUUGCACAAGCACCUCGGCAUGUCCCUCUCAGGCUUCACCCCAGAUUGCAGAAAUGAACUUUCUCAGUCAUCGGUGCCUUACUCUCCCUCCAGUUUCAGGAACUGACCACUUUCCUGUUGGGUAUAGGAGAGGCUGCCUGACAGCAACUGACCUAGUCUGUACCUGGAUUUCACUUGAAUUUGUAAAAUGUGUAUUGCUAAAAAAAAGAAAAAAAAAUUUGUUUGCAAACAUUUGCACGUA